Messenger RNA from Raphanus sativus (radish), 856 nucleotides. Its product is annotated as MATH domain and coiled-coil domain-containing protein At2g42470-like. The coding region runs from base 279 to 743 and encodes 154 amino acids. Lineage: Eukaryota; Viridiplantae; Streptophyta; Magnoliopsida; Brassicales; Brassicaceae. The record is from RefSeq and is a predicted model, not a curated record. The transcript is spliced from 2 exons.
CUCUCUUAUCUUGCAAACUCUCUCUCUCUCUCUCUCUCUUGGUUUAUCACUUUGAUUCUCACACUAUUCUUGUUAAAUCACCACAACUACUCUCUAAAUUCAUACAUUUUAUCAGCCAUGUGUUCUGCGCUCAGGUCACGUCAUGGGGAAAGCCAAAGGCCUUGACUCUUAAAAAGCUUCAAGAAAAAGGGUUUCUGGAGAACAACAAACUGAUAGUUAAAGUCCAAGUCCAAGUACUUGAAGUUGUUAAUGAGGCAGAAGUAACUGGGAACGAGACUAUGGAUGUUAGUGGUUUCCAAGUUCUUUAUUCUCAGGUUAGUCAAGUAAGUUGGAUUUUCGUGAUGCACCCGGACAUUGCUUUGAAUUUCAAACCAAAGAGCCAAUUGGUGAAGACGACAUACAUGAAUCUCCUCCUCAAGCUCAUCGAGAAACUGGACAAGCCUCCACAUAGCUUCUCCGAGACUGAGCUAAGCAACACUCGCACCGAGUUGGUGGAUCUAACAGAGACAGGGUUCAAGCUAGACUGGUUGAAGGAAAAGCUUGAUGAGAUUACCUUGGAAAGGAAGAAAACAGCUGAUGCUUCCCGUAUCCAAGAACUUGAGCAACACAACAAGAAUCUCAUAGCUGAACUCAACAAGGAGAAGAUCAAAUCUGCUACUUCUGCUGCUAAAGUUUUAUGGUUGGAGCAGACGGUGUCAACUCUCAAAACUAAGAUGAACAAGAAGCCGAAAUUAAACCCCUAACUAAUUCUCCCGCAAAUUUGGGAAUUUUUUUUCCUCGUUUAUCUCAAAGCUGAAGAUUAAAUCUAUUAUGUGGUAAGUCCUUCUAAGAACUAUGCAAUUGGUGAUUUUUGCUU